This is a messenger RNA of Octopus sinensis (East Asian common octopus), 4623 nucleotides long. RefSeq names its product mucin-5AC. Lineage: Eukaryota; Metazoa; Mollusca; Cephalopoda; Octopoda; Octopodidae. The record is from RefSeq and is a predicted model, not a curated record. The transcript has 5 exons. Bases 669 to 4328 code for a protein of 1219 amino acids.
GAGUAGUCACCGAUUCGACUAAUGUUUCAAAGAUGGCUGCUUUCAUGCUGUCGUGAAUGGCAAAGGUGAAGUCUCAUUUAGUCUUUUUCCUUUUUUUUUUACUCGCUUAUCUCCAUGUGAUUAUAACGAUUUCCAUGCACACCUGUUGGAGUACAAUGUAGAAAAGAUUCCUGUGUGCUGCAAACAAUACUGAUUAUUAUAUGCACUGCCAACAUUGAAAUAUCAUUGGUUACUUGUUUUCAUCCAAUCAGCUUAAAAGGAAACUUCACUGAUUAUCCACCACAGUGUUCAUAUACUCAUAUAUUAACAGAAUAAACACACACACACACACACACACAUAUAUAUAAACACAUACACACACACACAUAUAAACAAACACACACAACAUAAACAUUUUGUUUCAUCACUUCCUCUUUCUCUCCCUCACUCUAUCUCUAUAUCUAUCUAUCUAUCAAUCUCUCUUUCACUUCCCCUCAUGGCAACGGAUUACAUAUUUGGAGAUUCUGACUCAUCUGAUACUCAAUAUAAAAAAGAAUGAUUCCAAAUAAAAAUGAAUGGGGCGCAUGGUAUCGGACUCCUAAAAGACACUCCCUUACAAAUGUAGUUAAUAAUCUGUCGUAUGCUUGGAUCAGCUCUGGAUUUUCAUCUUCACUGUGGCUAUCCCGAAUAUGCCGAUUCAGAUAAAGGCAGAACCAAGAGAUGAAAGUGACAGCAGUGCUGUUGUAGCCUGCAGUAAUACCCCAAGUGGAGACAGUAGCAGCAACAACAACAGCAACAAUAACAAUAAUAAUAAUAAUGCAAGCAGCAGCAGUGGCGGUGGUAGCAGUGGUGGAAGUGUCAGUUCGCUAUCAACGCAGUUACAGCAACCCUCACAGAACGCCAACAGUCGGUUAGCCGCACCAGUCAACCAUCAACGAUCAUCCUCUAAUGUGUUGUCUAGCCGGUCGCCGUCAAACACAAGCAGCUAUGCCAACCCAGCUGCUGCUGUGGCUGCUAGCCACACACAGUCUCUGGCCAGCACCAAGUCUUCUGACAAACUCUCUGAAGAAGCCAUGGAAGCCCUGGAGAAACGCAUUGAUAUUUCCAGUAUUAAGGGUGUCUUCGGUUGGACCACUAUUGAUGGUAUUAACAUUCCUUUCAUAUUUCGAGAGGAUAAAAAAUUUGUGAGUGUACGCAUAGUGGAAGUGAAACUGUUCAGCCGGUACCCAAACUCGUUCCCAGAUGAGCUGGGUAAGAGGGAUCCUCUGACAAGUUACUUCAUUACUGAACAUGAGGCCAAACUUCUGAAUGAAAUAAACACAGUUCACUGUAGCUAUGAGUAUGGCAAACAGCUGUUUACUACACAAGAUUUAAUCGUUAAUAUGGCGGAGUUUGAGCAGUUCCACGACAUCGUGAAAAAGUCUUUUCCUACUGAAGACCAGCAAGAGGAUACCAGGGCACAUGAUAUGUCGUUGCCACGCAAGUCCGACCGGCCUCAGUUUAUGGACUACUGUGGCUGGCUGCAAAUCAACAACACCAUCACACCCUACGUUGAACGGUCUAAUGGUGGAAAAUAUGUUCCUUUGUCUGUGAUACGCUAUGCUGCUGGCCUACUAGCUGAUAAUCAAAUCACUGGUGAGCCUCCAACGAAAAUAGAGUGUGACAUGCUGAACGAAACAUGCAAAGUAGCUGGUUUCAAUUUCUCAUUUUGCAAAAGUACCAAGCUGGUAAGCCUGAAUACUAUCAAGACAUACCACAACCCUUUAAUAAUUGAUCUGCCCCAGGACAAACCUCUCACACAUGCUCGCUAUAUAGACUUCAGUGGUAACCCUACUAAAAACUCAAACUUUUCUUCUCCCCCUCCUCCGCACUUAAGUGCGUUCCCUUCCCACAUUUCAGUUUCCUCAGCUCUGUCAAGUACACAAGCUAUGCAUCCAUUUAAUACUGCAUUGCCCCCCUAUCCCAGAAACCCCAGUCCACGAGGAAACCCAACUCGGUCACCCAUGACAAACAAUCUUAUUAAUCCAAAUAUAGUCAUUCCAAGUGGACUGAACCCAAACUUCCUAAAUUUUGCCAAACAACAACUACCUUUGAAAGUUCCCAGCAGUAAUGAACAACAAUCACUCCAACAACAACAACGAGCAAACUUUAGUACUUCCAAUUCCCUACUGGGAAAUAGCCGGCUGCAAUCUGAGCAGGCCAAUCCUAACCAGCAUGGCUUGCCAAACCCUAGCCAACUGCCUACAUCAAAGCAACAUAACCCUCUUCAUGUACUGAAAAGCUUUUUAACAAAAGGACAUGUUGUUACCCAAUCCUUGCCUUCAAUUGUAUCGCAGGCAACUGGUGGUCAGUCAGUUAUCCACCAGAGAUCUGCCCAUCAAGCUAGUCAAAAUAUCCUUGUGAGCCAACUACCAAGGCUACCCUCGCCAUCUAUUUCUAAUCCGGCCAAUAUGUAUGCAUCGAGUGGACCAAUCCUUAGCGCCCUCAGUCAGCACCAAUCCCAGGCAUGGAACGCCGUUGUUAGUUCUUUACCUGGGAACUAUGCCAACAUAGCCCGCUACACUCAAGCCAACUCAUCUGUACGUAUGCCUGUAUCAUCUGCAUCAUAUCCCCAUCCCAUCAGCAACAUUCCUGUCACAACAGCACCAUCAUUGCCUCAAGGCCACCAUCCACCAAGUAUAUACGAGCAGUUGCUCUCCAUUCCAGACACUCAAAGCACUGCUGUGGCUGGACUGUGGACACGGCCCAAUGAAGCCAGUUCUGCUAGCCAAGCCGUAGCAGCCCACUCUACUGUCCCCAGUCCUAACAUGGUGGUGAGUAGUAGUGUCAACAAAUCUCACUCUCGGACAUUGGCAUCUAACAUCCAAAAUAUAGCAUCAGCAGCAGCAGCAAGUGGUUCCGGAUCUUCAAACCAUAACAGUAUCUCAGCCAACUCUAUGGUGCUGCAUGCGUCUAGUGUGCAACCCAUCAACCUCACCUCAUCGUCGCCCGUGCCGACAACCAAUAAGGUCUCCCAACAGCCGUCAUCUUCACAGCAACCCCAACAACAGCAAUCAUCUUCACAACAAGCUUCAGCAGCUGAACAGAUUUCGUAUUCUUUAUCUUCAACUCCAACAGCGACAGGAUCGGUUCAAGGAGAUUCACAACCUCAACAGCCAGUAUCAAAGCCCAUGGAUUCAGCCCUUGUGCAGCACAUAUCUAGCAUUUUCUUGCGUGGCAAAAGUAUAUCAUGCAUUAACUCACCUAACCGCAGUGGUUCUUAUGCAUUGGUAGAAGCCGUCUGCAAGUUGUACUACCCACAGUGCAGCAUGAAUGAGUUUCUAUUUGCUCUAGAGAAUGUACUGAAGGUUCCUCUCACGACCUGUACUGAUGAAGAGGAAAAGGCUUUUAUUCAGUACUACAGUCUUCCAGUUUCUGUUCUCAAGUGCAAUAAGAUCAUAAAGCUGGGUACCUUAGAAAGCCACUUCCCACAGUUGACUUACAUGUUUUGCAAAGGACAGGACACAGCUUCUGUAUCAUCUAACUCUGCUAGUGAUACAGUCCAACAAACUCCCACUGUUGACACUGAGAAGGUCCAAAGUGAUUCUCUAAAUUCCCUUCCUUCUAACCCUAACUCUCUUACUACCACCACCACCACAACUGCAACAUCAUCCACACCUCUCUCAGCUGCAUCUGGUACCACUACAUCAUCGCCAUCGUCUUCAACUCCUCUGCCAGUAAUUGCGGAGAAUGAUGGUAACGAUGUUGUUCUCGAUUGCAGUACAAAGUCGUCUGUGGUGGUCAUCACUGCAACUGAUGGCUCUCCAGUGCCGGGAUCAAGCAACGGACCGAAAGACAGCACUUUGUCGACUUCCCCAAAGACAUCUUCUUCCUACUCACAGUCGUCAGUAGUGUCUUCAACAAGUCCUUCCACAGCAGCUGCUUCAUCAACAGCAGCACUCUCCCCAUCAUCGUCAUCAUCAACAGCAGCAGCAGCAUCUCCUCCCCGAGCACCUCCAACUCUCACACCAACACUUGUCACCACUGCUGCUACAGUGACCAAUUCUUCUGCUGUGGCAUCGGACAGAGCCAAAAGUGGAAAUCCGGUCAACAACAGCGGUGACAGCAGCUAUGUGACAGCUGUACCUUUAAUAAGCUUGGCCGACGUUCAAAAACUGAGUGAACCACAGCUGAAUUCUAUUCUUUCACACCCAUCUCUGAAACGACCUGGUAACCCCCUGGCAUCUGGCCCGACUAAGUCACCUUGCAGGAGCCUAGAGGAGACUGUUCAACGGUUACAUCAGACUCAAAGUUCCCCAUUAGCUAACACUGCCAGUGUGCAGAUUUGUCAAACAGACUCUGGUAAGUAACAUUGGUACCAAAAACAAAACAAAAACAAACAAAAAACAACCCAAACCACUCUCUCCCCCCUUUCUUCUUCCUCUGACUCACAAGGAGAUUAUCAAAAAAAAAUACCCACACAACCAAAAACUGCAACAAAAAUGUUAAAAAAAAUUUUCAAAAACAAAAAAAAAUGAAAACCCUUUACCUCCAGUAGGAACAGCAACCAGAUUCAUAUUUACAAACACAAAAAAACUAAAAACUAUAGAAUAAACUGUUAUUGAGACGAGUUUAAAAGAGAAAAAAAAAAUAAGUUAAAAGAUU